Darwinula stevensoni is the source of this 228-nucleotide messenger RNA. NCBI's taxonomy places the organism in Eukaryota, Metazoa, Arthropoda, Ostracoda, Podocopida, Darwinulidae. The record is from the annotation of a GenBank genome assembly.
AUGGAGAUGAUCAGUAUGAAGGAUCUUCUGCGAUUCAGAGAGACCAUCCGAGUCCAGCUCCGCCCUUCUCGAGUCUCGGAUCCUUCACAAGAAGAUCCCUCGAGGUUGCUCCUCCUGGUUGGAGGGGGAUUCGCUAUGGCGGCAGCCUUUCAAGCAUCCCGCUCUUCCUAUUGGCUGGGACGGCAUACGGGAAGACUGGGGUCCAUGCCCCCAGACGUCCUUGUCUGA